AUGGCCUCAGUGCUUCUACCUCCAUUUGCGCCUUUUCCUUCAGCUGCAUGGAAGGACUUGCUAUCCAUUGACGAGUGGAAUACCAGUCUGGCAGCAUGGAUUUCUCUAGCCGAGACUCACAUCCACCUGGCCGACCCCGACUUCUCGAAGCAGACCCUGCAUGACGAGUCCGUACAGGCUUUCCUCGACUCCUUCAUGAGAGAAGUCGCAGCUCAUGGCCCAGCUCUCGUUGGCACCUCGAUCUGGAGCAAAUUGCUCUUGAAGAACUGCUUUCUCUUGAGCUCCAGGUUAUUGGCUUUUCCUUCAUCACUGCUGCUGAAAUGGGAGUUCCUAUCCGAUUUCAGUCAUGUUUAUGGCAAGAAGAGAGUUGGACAUGUGUUGUCUCAACUACCCGAGCCGUGCCAGGCCACGGUGGAGGUUUCUCUGACCGCAGUCAAGAAAUUUCUCAUCAAGAACCUAGAUGAGGGUAUCAAGGGCGAUCUGAAGUCAGUUGAGGAGCGUCUUGAGCGGCUGAACCACCUAAUACACGCAUCCCCUUCCGCUGCGUCCUUCUUGCUAGCUGGAAGCGAAUUUCUUGACGGCCUCAUCAGUUGCUACAAGAUCAUGAACCCACCCUUGAGGAAGGUUCUCGUCACCACCACUUACCUCAGCCUCAUGGGCUUGAUGGAGAGUGAUCCACCCAAGCUGUCCAUGCUCACUGAUCAGAUGUACUCACUGAAAACAGCCGCCGAGGCUCACAAGGCCGGGCCGACCAGCGCAAAUGACUCGCUCGUCCCCGAGCUGGUGAGCACAACCCCGCUGCUGCUGCAGAUCGAGCACAAGCUGGAGGCAUCCGGUACCGAGAAUGCACGGGCAAGGAAUGUUCUGAGAGACCUGUCUGCUUGGAAGAAGCCAGGGCCGGGAAUGAAGCCCAAGAGGCUGGUCAGGCGCCGGGUCGACAAGGGUAAAGGGGCUGCGCUGCAUGACCAUGAAGCCAUGGCUGGCGAGGUGCACGUCCACCGCAUGAGCCAGAUCACGCAGAUACAAGAUCUGUUUCCUGAGCUUGGGUCAGGCUUCGUGUCCAAGUUGUUGGAUGAGUAUGGUGACGAUUCGGAGCAAGUCAUCGCCCACCUCCUGGAGGAUUCGCUGCCGUCACAUCUCAAGGAAGCAAAUCGCAGCGAGCAGUUGUACGUAGAUCCUGGCUACUUGCCCUGCGUGGAAUCCAGCCUGAUGCCUCGCUCAACACCUCCCCAGCUUCCCCAGAGACACAACGCCUAUGAUGAUGACGAACUGGUUGGCCUAACGAUUGGUACCUCGAAUCUGCACAUCGGCAAGCGGGAUGCCGAGAAAACUGCAGACGACGUCCUCGCAGACCGAGCAGCAGCACCCAAUAAAGCAGCCAUCCUCUCCGCCCUGGCUACCUUUGAUCUGGAUGAUGAUGAGCGCGAUGACACGUACGACGCAGCCGACGUAGGUGGCACGGUCGACAACGCAGAGCCGGAAGCCGCCACAGACGACAAUGAGGAGGUUUUGUGGAAGGCCUACCAGGCUGAUCCGAGAACAUUCAACAGAGACCAGGCGACUCGAGGAAGCGCACCAAGAAGCAAGCUGAAGGCUGGAACGGGAAUGACUGAUGAGGCUAUCGAGGGCUGGGCCAUCAUUCUCUCACGCAAUGCGAACAAUAAACGCCGCCUCGAGAUGAAGUACAGUGCUGUCAACGCGUUCACGGGACAGCAGAACGAUCUGGCCUCGACAGCUUGGCGGGCGAGUCCUGCGGGGUCCGGCACAGAGAUGUCAGAUACGGAUGGGCCAGGCGGUAGAGGUGGACGAGGCGGCGCGAGAGGACGUGGCAGGGGCCGAGGAAGGGGAGGCGGCACCGGUCGCGGCGGGGGCAAUGUUGCUGGCCCGAGCGGGGAGCACGAGACGGAGCAGGCCAGACGAAGGAAAGAGGCUCAUAAGGGCCAACGAGCGAAUCACAGCCGCCGUGACCAGCGGGCGAGAAAGAUGGCUAGGGGUGGAUUUCCCAGCGCAGGAUAA
Messenger RNA from Cryphonectria parasitica EP155, 2016 nucleotides. RefSeq lists its product as uncharacterized. Bases 1 to 2016 code for a protein of 671 amino acids. NCBI's taxonomy places the organism in Eukaryota, Fungi, Ascomycota, Sordariomycetes, Diaporthales, Cryphonectriaceae. The record is from RefSeq and is a predicted model, not a curated record. Gene Ontology annotation, molecular function: ubiquitin binding. The transcript has 2 exons.